Molecule: messenger RNA, 1310 nt
Organism: Homalodisca vitripennis (glassy-winged sharpshooter)
Lineage: Eukaryota; Metazoa; Arthropoda; Insecta; Hemiptera; Cicadellidae
Product: 60 kDa SS-A/Ro ribonucleoprotein-like
Exons: 7
Coding region: 210-1295 (361 amino acids)
Cellular component (GO): ribonucleoprotein complex
Molecular function (GO): RNA binding
Source: RefSeq, a predicted model, not a curated record
UCUUGCUCCUUGUGUGUGUGUGUCAAGAAUUAGCAAAGUAUUCGUGAGGUGUCGAGAAUCCGAUUUAUAACGUGUACAUACAGUUUAUAGUAGUCAAUACAAAUAAUAAUAGUAAGCCUGUAAAAUUUGUUUAAUAAAAAGACAAAUCUAUUUUUUUAAUUCGAUAGAACGAUCGCCUGUGUAUAAGUAUAAAUAAAGUUUAUGGCAUCAUGUCAACAUCCAGAGAACUUUUGGAAAUGCGAUUCAAGAGAUUUCUACACUAUGGUUCCGAACAGCCGAUAUACAAAGCUGGGGAGAGAGUCUCCAAUAAGUACUACGAUUUGGAAAAAAUUCCUUCUUUGAUAAAACUUAUCAAUGGUCAGAUACAUCAAUCUGUCAUUGAAAUUAUUACAAAGGUUGCAAAGGAAGAAUCAUCUUUGUGGCCUGAUUCUGUGACAUAUGCGUUAGCUUACUGUUCACACCAAGACUUCAGCCCUGAGCUCAAAAACGAAGCUUACAAAAUACUGAGGACUGUUUGUAAAACUGCUCGGGACAUAAUUCUGUUUGUCAAGUUUCACAGAGAACUGAGAGGAACAAAAGGCGGCGGCAACGGCUUCAAGAGAGCGGUCGGUCAGUGGUACCUGGUGUGGAUGCCGUUCGACUUGGCAGAUAUCUUACUCCACCAGAAAAGCUACCACGGCUGGAAACAUACCGAUGUCUUACGAAUCGCUCACAUCAAACCGAUUUCAAUAGAGCAACAAUUGCUGUUUACGUACGCAACGAGAGGGCUCAAGGAGGCGACGACUCGGUUUGGAGAAAGCCCAAAUGAGCAAGUACAGGAGCUCCUGGAGUACAUCACAACGGUGGAGUCUUUCAGGAAGAUAAAGGAGCCAGAGAAGGCAGCUAGAGCACUCGCUGUGGAACUGCACAACCUGGAGCGGGUCCCAACAAAUCUCUUGAAAUAUCAGGAGAUAUGGAACGAAUUAAUAACGCACAUGGACGUGAAGACUCUUCUGGAUAAUCUGCAACGCUUGUCUAUCCUUGGGUUCCUCAAGAACAACACAGUCACCGUUCUGAAAGUGGUAGAUGUCUUCAACAACCUGUGGAAGGCUGAGACUUUCAAGGGUCACCCGUCCAGAGUCUAUAUCGAACUCCUAACUUACGAAAAGGCUGCCAAGUACUGUUUGGAGAUUGCUAACAAAAUGAACCACCCAGUCAGUAAUUUAGUUCCACCCAAAAAACCUCCAAAAUGCAACCUUGUCAUCAAGAGUGCACUUAUUACGUUCUUCUACAGUUUAUUCAAGGUAAGUGGAUAAGUAGUUUAUAGGCCU